Pseudovirgaria hyperparasitica is the source of this 1572-nucleotide messenger RNA. RefSeq lists its product as uncharacterized. Lineage: Eukaryota; Fungi; Ascomycota; Dothideomycetes; Acrospermales; Acrospermaceae. Gene Ontology annotation, biological process: cardiolipin biosynthetic process. The transcript has 3 exons. The record is from RefSeq and is a predicted model, not a curated record. Gene Ontology annotation, cellular component: membrane; mitochondrion. Gene Ontology annotation, molecular function: cardiolipin synthase activity. Bases 49 to 1221 code for a protein of 390 amino acids.
UCUCCAUGAUCCAAGCAGCAUCAACAGCACAUGCCAUGUAAUUGCUCAAUGUCGCUCUUCUUACAUUCUGCUCGUCCUCUUCGCGCUUCUUUCUUGGCGCGUCCUCCUGUGAACACCUCUCCAAAGACAUGGCUUUCCAAGUUUGUGUCACCUUUCGGGACAUCUUCAAUUCUUGCAUAUGAACGCCUCCAUUCUUCUCUACAAACGCAGAGACUGCUCAAUCAAAAUAAGAUAGAACGAUGGAGGCCGCAGUGUGUAGCCCUGGGCUCUCUGUGUAUCAGACGAGCAUAUGCGGCGAACCACGACAAUAAUUCAGAUACUCAAAAGCCCCAUCCACCACCAUCACCACCAUCCAAAACCCCUAUCACAAAAAAACUUGCCGCCCUCACCUCCCACGAACAGAUAUACAACGUCCCCAACAUCCUCACCUUCACCCGUCUCCUUGCCGCGCCCGCUUGCGGCUACCUAAUCCUCACCUCUCAACCCCUGCCCGCUCUCUGUCUCUUCCUCUACGCCGGCAUCACCGACCUCCUCGACGGCUACAUCGCACGCAAGUACUCCCUCUCCACAGUCGUCGGCUCCGUCAUCGACCCCAUGGCCGACAAACUGCUCAUGACCAUCGUCGUCACAACCCUGGCCAUGAACGGCGGCAUGCCAGCCGCGCUGGCAGUAUGCAUACUGGGCCGAGACGUGAGUCUGGCCGUAGCCGCGCUCUAUUAUCGCGGCGCGAGUCUGCCCGCCCCCAAGACGAUCGCGAGGUAUUGGGAUUUCAGUCUGCCGUCGGCGCAGGUCCAUCCUACGACGCUGUCAAAGUAUAACACUUUUCUUCAGCUGCUGCUGAUUGGCUGGCAUAUGGUCCUCCCGCUUAUGCCUGCGCCGCCGGCGCUUCUUGCGCCGCUGCUGGGCUCGCUUGCGGGUGUGUUGCAGGGUGUGGGGAUGGCUGGAGGGGGAGCGGGGAGCUGGGAUGCGUUUACGAGGGUGUUUCAGGUUGGGGUUGCGGGGACGACGCUGUGGAGUGGGAUGAGUUAUGCGUUUUUGAAGGAUGCGGUGACGAUCUUGGGGACGGAUGAGAGGUUGAAGGAGAGGCAGGGGAGGAGGGGCAGGGCGAUUAUUGGGGUCACCUACGCAGGCUUUAUUGCUGUUGCCGGGUGGUUGGUCUUGAACGCGGAGGGGAAUGGUGAAAGGGAGGAGGAUCAUAAGGAGGGAGCGGGAGAGAUAUAAGAAAUAAAGUAUGCGUGCAGGGAGAGAACCACGUCUUGUUGGCUCCAUUAUCUAAGUAUAGUACAGGUAUAUUCAAGUCUCCUGUCGUACUGGAAGUUAUAUAGCUUCGUCGUCUGUAUCGGGCCCAAUCACCAAUUCUCCGUAGUCUUCAUCGUCACUGUCGCUGCUCUCAGCAGUGGUGGAUACCACGGGCACAGCCGUGACACUAGAGACAGGGGCAACUACCGUGACCGGCUGGGACGGUAGAGUCUCGUUCUCGGUAACUGGUGCUUCAUCAACAGGAACGGGAGGAGCCUCGACACGCGUUCGCUUGACCACAAACGACUGCUCAAGAGGUGUUGCCGCUGGCCG